Platichthys flesus (European flounder) is the source of this 2757-nucleotide messenger RNA. It is a transcript of the gene nmur1a, whose product is annotated as neuromedin U receptor 1a. Gene Ontology annotation, molecular function: neuromedin U receptor activity. The record is from RefSeq and is a predicted model, not a curated record. The transcript has 2 exons. The coding region runs from base 1 to 1299 and encodes 432 amino acids. Gene Ontology annotation, biological process: G protein-coupled receptor signaling pathway. Gene Ontology annotation, cellular component: plasma membrane. NCBI's taxonomy places the organism in Eukaryota, Metazoa, Chordata, Actinopteri, Pleuronectiformes, Pleuronectidae.
AUGGCCACUUCCAACUGUUCUCUUGAUCUAAUGGCUGAAAAAGGAGGGUGGCUUUGUCCUCUUGGGGAAAAGUGUACCAAUCUGACCCCGGGCAUGAACGGCAGCAGCAUCGAUCUGGACGAUGCAUGCUUGGCAGGCUACCUGGAAAAAUAUCUGGGUCCUCGUCGAUCAACGGUGUUCCUCCCGGUCUGUCUCAUCUACCUGCUGAUCUUUCUGGUGGGCGUCUUGGGGAAUGUGCUGACCUGCAUUGUCAUUGCACGCAACAAGGUGAUGUGGACGCCAACAAACUACUAUCUGUUCAGCCUGGCGGUGUCAGACCUGUUGGUGCUGCUGCUUGGCAUGCCGCUGGAGCUGUAUGAGCUUUGGCACAACUACCCCUUUCUCCUGGGGAAGGGAGGUUGCUACUUCAAAACCUUCCUAUUCGAGACUGUAUGCCUGGCAUCUAUCCUGAACGUGACGGCACUAAGUGUGGAGCGCUACAUUGCUGUGGUGCACCCGCUGCGCGCAAAGUACGUUGUGACACGCACUCACGCCAAACGGGUCAUCCUCACGGUGUGGGGUGUGUCAGUGAUGUGUGCGGUUCCAAACACCAGUCUGCAUGGGAUCGCCAGCCUUUACAGUCGCUCCAUCGGUCAAGCUGGGAACGGAAAUGUGGAAAUCCCUGACUCCGCAAUCUGUACCCUGGUGAAACCACUGUGGAUGUACAAUCUGACCAUCCAGGUGACCACUGUGCUGUUCUUCGUUCUGCCCAUGCUCAUCAUCAGCGUUCUCUACCUGCUGAUCGGGCUGCAGCUGAAGCGAGAGAAGAUGCAUCAGGCACUGGAGGCCAAGACGGGCUUUGGACAGGACAGCUUCUGUAACAUCCGCACACAGCAGCAGAAGGCACGUCGCCGACAGGUCACAAAAAUGUUGUUUGUGCUCGUGGUGGUUUUUGCAAUCUGCUGGGCCCCCUUUCACACUGACCGCCUCAUGUGGAGUUUCAUCCAUGACUGGACCGAAAACCACCUGGAGAUCUUCCAGUAUGUGCACAUCAUCUCCGGUGUGUUUUUCUACCUCAGCUCAGCCGUCAACCCGAUCCUCUACAACCUCAUGUCCACGCGCUUUAGAGAAAUGUUCAAGGAGGUCAUGUGCCAUCGGCCGCUUCUCGUCGCUCCCAGGAAAUACUCUCUCAGUGUCACCCGGGUGACACUCCGCAGCACCCUGAGUGAUGCGCCACUCGGCAAUGGUGUUGUGGUUGUUGAAGCCGAGGCAGAAGAUGGGGAAGCGAGGGUGAAGAAUGAGACCAAUUUUACAACUUAACUUAAGGGGUCAGUCUUGGAGGACAUGGGAGGGUGGCAUGGUGGACGGAACAAGUCUCUCGUUCUGAGUCACUGCAUCCGUCAGCUGUCAUCAACAUCCACUACGAACAGGUGCAUCAGCUAAAUAUAGAAUCGUCUGAGUGGAGGAAGUGCAGGUGGGCAAAGCACUCAUCAGCUGAAACUGUCACUGCAGCAUAAGUGUUACGAUGCUGCUCAUGAAAACUUAACCUGUAACUCAGCAAAUCACACAUUGAAGUUUAACAUCUCAUUUCUUGCAGUGCCACAGUUCAAACCUAAAGGCUCUCAAGUCACAGGAAACAGUGCAGUUUACCAUAGUGAAGGACAAAACUGAUGUGAACGAGCAAGCACACGCAAGACUGCUUCUGUUUCCCAAUGAAAACGUUCUAAAGUGGUUCAUGGUUCAGCGAACAUAAAAAAAAAACUCCCUAUCGCUCAAUUUCUGUGAGUUUUAACCUGCAUAUAUGCCAGAUUCUAAAAUAACUCCAUUGAUCUAACAGUUUCAGUCUUAUUAAAGUCUAUAUGGUGACCCUGCAUGACAUAUAACAAUACACCAAUGACAACAAAUCAUGCUAGCUGAGGGAAAUAUUAAAAGAAUUUUGAGAACUCAAAAGGGUUAGGGCUAGUUCACUCGCUCCGUUGCUGUUUGUUAGAAAGACAUGUCAUGUAAUUUCAAAUGAAAACAUAUUGUUUGUUCGUUCUGUUUGGAAAAAUACUGUACAUUCAAUUGAUGAUUCCACAUUCCUUUAAAAAUGUUGCUGAUGGUCCAGCCCAGAAAGAAUUUUAAAAUGUAUAUAUUUAUAGAUUUGGUCAUGAACAGGAAGCUGAAGUGUAUCUCAAUGUUAGAGUCUUGACAAAAACCUGGAUCUUGUGCAUUUGUUUGUGUAGAAACAUGUAAAAAAUGGCUUACAUGUAUAAAAAUGAGACGAAUAGCUGCUAGAUGAGGGAAAAUCAAUAUCUUGUUAACAUGGUCAACUACACUGUAAGUAGGGUAAUUAUUUCUACCAAAUUAUUAAUUCUGUAUAUAAUCUGUAUAUAACAUGAAAUAGCUAUGUUUGGUUUUUCAGCCCCAUGUAAUGUUUACAUCAGUGUUCAUGUAAUUUCUGCUGAGUGUCUCCUGCUUUUUACAGUGUAGAAGUCUGUUGUACUUUAUGAAGACAUAUGCCGUUGUUUUGUUUUUUUACAGCAGCAAUUUGUAAAGUGCAUUCAAAAAUCAUUUGUACCAUUUCUCUAUGUUGCCUUGUGUUUUGUAGGAAGCCAGUAUGCUUUCAAAUGCUUUAGUGGCUAUAAGCGCUCUUAAAACUUGCUGAACAAAAGGUGGUGAUUUGUCUAAGCGUCUUCAUCUCUCAGCUCAUAUUUUUAGCUUGUGGCUCUCUCAGUGUUACAUCAUCCCCAAAAAAUUGAAUUGUUACCCGUAACGUUGAAAGCUGCAGAAAUAAAG